Molecule: messenger RNA, 885 nt
Organism: Acanthosepion pharaonis
Lineage: Eukaryota; Metazoa; Mollusca; Cephalopoda; Sepiida; Sepiidae
Source: the annotation of a GenBank genome assembly
AUGGAUUUCCGCAGGCUUGCAGUUGUCCCUUUACUUUUCUCACGUAAAUGCCCACUUUUCGCACAACUUCCAAUAAAUUAUUUCUUUCUCUUGAACCACCCCAUUCCCUUCUUCUUCUUCUUCUUCUUCUUCUUCUUCUUCUUCUUCUUCUUCUUCUUCUUCUUCUAUUCACUUUUUUAUAACUUAGCUUAUUGCUCUUCCACUUCUUCUUUUCUACCAUUGUAUAAUCAUUAUUCUUUCAUUAUAUUUCCAUCUCCACUAAUAUUUGUUUUCAAUCUUCUGAAUGGAUUUGUUUGUUCUUCUUUCUUUCUUUCUUUCUUUCUUUCUUUCUUUCUUUCUUCCUUCCUUCCUUCCUUCCUUCCUUACUUCUUUAUUUCUUUUGCCUUUAAUUCUUGUCGCUAUGAAUCUUCCCCUCUCUUUUUUCUUUACUUGCGUAUAUCCUUAUUUUUUCCUCUCAUUUGCUCUCUUUAUUCAACUAUUUCUUAUUUCUUUCUAAUUUUUCCUUAUUUUUUUUCUCUUUUCUGCCUACAUUAUUUCCUUUCUUUCUAUUCAUUCUCCCCUUUUUUCUGUCUCUCCUUCCACGUUCUUAACUUUACGUUUAUUUCUUUUCUUUUUAAUUUCCUACUUCCAUCUUCAUUUUUUUUCCCUCUUCCUUGGAUUACUCUCUCAUCAUUUCAUCCCCUCCAUUAUAUUUCCGUCUUGUUAAUUUUUUUUUUCUUCUGUAAUAUCUUCAUCUUCCUCAUGAUAUUUGUUUCACCAGCUAACGUCCUCAUUAUUUUCUCGUCUUCUUAUCUUUACUUCUCUCCUUCUUUCCUUCCUUCUCUCUUUCUGCCCUUUAGGCUUAUUACAAUGGAUGCCAUUGUGCCAAGAUCUUAUAUACCAUAG